This is a messenger RNA of Solanum pennellii, 1917 nucleotides long. RefSeq names its product lipid phosphate phosphatase 2-like. The coding region runs from base 485 to 1648 and encodes 387 amino acids. Gene Ontology annotation, molecular function: phosphatidate phosphatase activity. Gene Ontology annotation, biological process: phospholipid metabolic process. Lineage: Eukaryota; Viridiplantae; Streptophyta; Magnoliopsida; Solanales; Solanaceae. The record is from RefSeq and is a predicted model, not a curated record. The transcript is spliced from 9 exons.
AACGAACAAACGUGGCGUUCAUGAUUGUUGACAACGCAAAUAAAAUAAAACACCUCACCAAAAAAAUGCUCCCAAUUACAGUUUCAAUGUCUCAUCACAAAUUUCAUACAUUGAUUCAGCUAGGUAGUUCCAUUCUUCUUCCUUGCUACUUUACGCCAUCACUGCCAUUUUUGUUAUUUUUUCUGUGUUGACAUGCUUACAGAAUCAGUGUAACUGUGAAUUAUAAAUGGUGAAACUAUAGCUGAAGGUACUAUUUCCUUUGUUUAUUAGUUACAAUUCAGCGUGGAUAAGGACUUUAUUUAAAAAAUAUUGUGUGGACAUACGUGUUUUUGUGCUUGCUUUUUUAUAUAUGUGGAAUCUGGAUCUUGCUGUCACUGUCGUCAAUACUGUUAAUUAAUUGUUUUGAUUCAUUAUUAAUAAUCAGGGUUUCUUUCCAUUUCUAAUUUUGAUUCAUAAUCUUCUCAUUUAUUGCUUUGAAUCGACAAUGCCAUGGUGGGAUUUGAGAUCUGUUUUCGUUUUCAAGAAUUUCAGAUGCUUUUCGCAGUCUCAGAACGGAUUAAGUCAAAGGUUGGAAACUUCUGCUGGAUUUUCUCAACUGUUCCGGCCGUUGAUAGCCCACAAGAAACACCAGGGUAGAAUGAGGGAUGCCCAGCCUGGAUCACAUACUGUGAGCGUGAGGUCUCAUGGUGUGACGGUUGCAUCAUAUACAGUGAGGUCUCAUGGUAUAACAGUGGCAAGGACUCAUUUAAAUGACUGGAUGAUCCUAAUACUACUUUUGGGGAUAGUUGUCCUUCUGAAUGUUAUCCAUCCGUUUUACCGGUUUGUUGGGAAAGACAUGAUGGAAGACCUCAAGUAUCCUUUAAAAAGUAAUACUGUACCUUUUUGGGCUGUGCCAGUGUAUGCUGUUCUGCUGCCUAUGGUUGUAUUUCUGCUCAUUUAUUUUCGGCGAAGAGAUGUCUAUGAUCUUCAUCAUGCCAUAUUGGGCCUUUUGUUCUCUGUUGUGGUAACAGCUGUUAUCACAGGUGCUAUAAAAGAUGCAGUUGGAAGGCCUAGGCCAGACUUCUUCUGGCGCUGUUUUCCAGAUGGGAAGGAAGUUUACGAUAAAUGGGGAGAUGUUGUAUGCCAUGGUGACAAAAAUGUUGUCAGGGAAGGGCAUAAAAGUUUUCCAAGUGGUCAUACCUCCUUGUCCUUUGCUGGUCUUGGCUUUCUAUCGCUUUAUUUAUCUGGCAAGAUACAAGUCUUUGACUGUAGAGGACAUGUUGCUAAACUGUGUCUCGUAUUACUUCCACUUCUUCUUGCAUCUCUGGUUGCCAUUUCUCGGGUGGAUGACUAUUGGCAUCAUUGGCAGGAUGUGUUUGCUGGAGGUCUGAUUGGUCUAGUAGUUGCAACAUUAUGCUAUUUGCAGUUCUUCCCACCUCCAUAUAAUGAUCAAGGCUGGGCGACCUAUGCUUACUCCCGUAUGCUGGAGGAGUCCCAGGGAGCUGUAGAAACAUCUAAUGGUGAAAAUGCCAACGCAAAUAAUACAUGCAACGCAGAGGUUCAAAUAGGAAGUCAACCGAACCAUAGAAACAACAACACAUUUACGGGCAUUUCCUUGUCCGGAGAUUCUGGUCCAACCGUGGAAGAUCUGGAAUCUGGGAGGAGGUAGUUUAACUUUGAGGCAAUUGAUAUUUGGAAUAGUGACCCAGAGUUACAUGAGAUGACCUUUUUUGAAGAAAAGAUACAUGGGAUAUAUAGACUAGAUUUCAUUCUUGUCACACUGAUCACAGGGCAAAUGCUUUACAUAUGCAUGUAAAAAUUGUAAAUUUUUUUCUUAUUGUACAAGUUGCUCAAACUUUUGUAGCGUUUUAGUUGAUAUCUUGUAUGAUAGUGUUACAUGUAACAUCAAGUUUAGAGAACAUUUUUGUGAAGCAGAAA